Messenger RNA from Oldenlandia corymbosa var. corymbosa, 1353 nucleotides. The record is from the annotation of a GenBank genome assembly. Lineage: Eukaryota; Viridiplantae; Streptophyta; Magnoliopsida; Gentianales; Rubiaceae.
AUGGAGAACAAAGAACCCCUUAUUUCAACGGCCAACAAUGAUGGAUACGGUGAUGAAGAACAAGCCAAGAAGGUUUCCAAGGAUGAAAGAUGGAUGGUUUACUUCAGUACUUUUGUUGCUGUUUGUGGUUCUUAUGAAUUUGGCUGCUGUGCGGGAUAUUCAUCACCUACCCAAUCUGCCAUCAGGGAUGAUCUGAAUCUUUCCAUCCCAGAGUACUCAUUGUUUGGUUCACUAUUGACCUUUGGUGCAAUGAUUGGCGCGAUUACAAGUGGUCCAAUUGCUGAUUUCAUCGGCCGGAAAGGGGCAAUGAGAGUCGCAAGCGUUGUGUGUGUGGGAGGAUGGCUCGCCAUUUACUUUGCCAAGGGUGUUCUGUCUCUGGAUAUUGGAAGACUGGCAACAGGCUAUGGAAUGGGAGUCUUUUCAUAUGUGGCACCUAUCUUCAUCGCUGAAAUCGCACCCAAAGAAUUAAGGGGUGCUUUGACCACCUUGAAUCAGCUCAUGAUAUGCACCGGGGUUUCAGUUUCCUUCAUCAUUGGGACGUUGGUAACAUGGAGAACAUUGUCAAUAAUAGCACUCGUACCAUGCGCUGUUCUGUUCCUUGGCCUACUCAUGAUUCCAGAAUCUCCAAGAUGGCUAGCUAAAACAGGACGACAAAAAGAAUUCGAAGUAGCUCUACAAAGACUUCGCGGUAGCAAUGCUGACAUAUCUGCAGAAUCUGCUGAAAUUCAAGAUUACAUAGAAACACUUCAGCGGCUCCCACAGGCUACAGUGGUUGAUUUGUUUCAAAGAAGAUAUUUGCCUUCAGUUACUAUAGGAGUUGGGCUCAUGGUUAUUCAACAAUUUGGAGGAAUCAAUGGAGUCUGCUUUUACACCAGCAGUAUUUUUGAGUCAGCAGGAUUCGACCCUGCUCUUGGAACAAUAAUUUACGCCAUUCUUCAGAUCAUUAUCACAGCAAUGGGAGCAUCUUUGAUAGACAGAGCUGGAAGGAAACCUCUUUUAUUGGAUCAUGGAAUAGCACAAAAUGCGGUACCAGUACUUGCAGUAACUGGAAUUCUGGUCUAUAUUGGGGCCUUUUCAGCAGGAAUGGGAGCGGUGCCAUGGGUGGUGAUGUCAGAGAUAUUCCCAAUAAAUAUCAAAGGAGUAGCUGGAAGUCUUGCAACGCUGGUGAACUGGUUUGGAGCAUGGGCGUGUUCCUACACAUUCAAUUAUCUCAUGGUUUGGAGCUCUUUUGGAACUUUCAUGCUGUAUGCUGCAGUUUACGUGCUGGCAAUCUUCUUUGUGAUCUUCGUAGUACCCGAAACCAAAGGUAGAACAUUGGAACAAAUUCAAUCUGCGAUUAGCUCUUCGCACUGA